Molecule: messenger RNA, 1131 nt
Organism: Beauveria bassiana ARSEF 2860
Lineage: Eukaryota; Fungi; Ascomycota; Sordariomycetes; Hypocreales; Cordycipitaceae
Product: bZIP transcription factor
Exons: 2
Coding region: 1-1131 (376 amino acids)
Source: RefSeq, a predicted model, not a curated record
AUGUCUUCGCCUCCCGUCGCCAGCAUGGACACAAAACCGUCCAGAGUCAAGCGCACACUGACCGAGGAGCAGUUGGACAAGAAGCGCAGUAUCGACAAGAUCAAGCACCGCGAGAACCGCGCCGAAAAUAAGGCACGCCUUGAAGCCAUUGAGCGCGAUGUAUCCUUUCUCCGCCACAACAUUGGCGACCUCGUCUUGCAGCUUCGCCAGCUCAAUGUUGUCCAAGCGCCGCCUCAGCACCGCCUGCCGCCUGUCUUCUCCCACAGCGGCCCGUCAACCUCCUCUCAGGACCACUUGCACAACCUAUCCAAUCCAAUUCUGAGUCUUACCAAGCCGGAAUCAUGGAAUUCACCCCCAGGCUCAGGCCCGGCCCCGGUCGACGCCGCCGCCGCCGCCGCCGCCUUUUACACCUCGGCGGCCGAUCACAGCACCACCGAGCGCCUCUACGCCCAGCACACCUUCCCGCAACGGCCCCUCGAGGCGCAAAUGGACUUGGAGGCGCUGCUGGCCGAGGUUCGCGACCAGGGACUCAUGAUCGAGUGCCGCUGCGGCAGGCCGCACAGCGCCGACGUGCAGUGCACCGAGCGCAUUGCCGUCAUCAUGGCCGUCGAAUUUAGCAGCAUCUCUAGCCACAACAGCCAACGCGUCAUGACGGCGCCGCGCAAUCCUACCCUGCCGGAAAUGCUGCUGCACCACACGGACAUGUCGAAUCCGCUCGCGGCUAUUGUGUCAUCUAUACUGCGGCAGUACGACAUGACGCACAUUGACUCGCUGUGCGGCUGGCGCUACUACCCUUCGGCCGAUUCCAUGGCCGACGUACCUGCGAUUAUGCGUCCGACGCCGGCGCAAAUGACAAUAUCGCAUCCCAAGAGCCUUGACUUCAUCCCAUUUCCCGCGCUGCGCAACUAUCUGUGCCUCAACCAGAACAAGGACGCGCGGCACUCGGUGGACCUAUACCUGCGGUCGCUGCGCCUGGUGCUGCCGCCGGGCCAAAGCCUGCUGACCAAGACGGAGCGCGGGUGCGUCGAAUUGAAUCCGGAAUUUGAGAUGAUGGCGUCGGACGUGCGGAACUGGGACAUGGGGCCGCCGUGGUCAGAGUGUUUUCCGCAUCUGCGACAGUUUUUGUAUUAA